Messenger RNA from Morus notabilis, 1996 nucleotides. RefSeq lists its product as uncharacterized. The transcript is spliced from 7 exons. The coding region runs from base 329 to 1789 and encodes 486 amino acids. NCBI's taxonomy places the organism in Eukaryota, Viridiplantae, Streptophyta, Magnoliopsida, Rosales, Moraceae. The record is from RefSeq and is a predicted model, not a curated record.
AUAAAAAGCUUUACAUGAUUAAGCGAAAGGCAAAAUUCGACAAGAAAAGGCCAACGAUCACUUUCUCUGAGCUUGGAAAGCAUCGAUUUCACGGAAUUUCGGCUCUCUUAUGCUCUCGUCUGAUGCUGUGAGGAAAUCUGACUUGGCUUUUAUGCUCUUUGUUUGUGUGUAAAUUGCGGAUUUCUGGUAUCUAUAGUAUCUAAAGGUGUAGAGUGUAGACUUACCAUCGCAAGACAUUUAAGGGUCUGCCCUGUUAUGGUCCUGCUCAUCGGGUAUUAGUCGACCGAGACUCUUAAGAGAUAGGGCUCUUUGCAAUUAGGAAUUCCUAAUGGGGGACUCGGCGCAUAGCUCUGAGUUUGGUAAAAGCUCUGAGAGGGCCAGUAUUAUUUCUGAAAAUAAGUUAUCUAAAAGUAAAAGUUAUUUAGUUGCUUCUACCCAUAAAGCCUCUUCACAGCCUUUUCGGAAAAUUGUUUCAAUAAGCCAUGGGAAAAGUGGAAAUGGUGCAUUUUUCGGCAAUGCUGCGUUGUUUCUAUUGAAAGUUGCUGCGCUAGAGACUGUUAGGAGGUUUUCAAAGGCCAAGUGUCCUUUCGCUUGGCGCGGUCUUCAGGCUCUGCAAGUUCUGUGCUAUCCACCAUUCAAGUGGAUUCAGAGAUUUGCUCCCUUCAAGGGUUUGGUCAAGGGCAUGCAGAUGAUUUCAAAGCCGUUACUGGUACUUUCAAUUGCAACAGCAUUCUCCGAAGAAGCAGAAUCAAGUGAUAGCACGUCCGGUAGUGCACAUGAAACUAGUGCAUGUCCAGAGGUGCCUUCAGAGAUAUCUUCUGUGCAGACAACUCUCGAGACAAGGCCGUUCGUUGAAUGUCCUCAAACUGUAGCAUCUGAAAUGUGGUUGAUCCAAUUGCAAAAGGAGCUGGAAAAGCAAGGGAUUAGUUUGCCAGAAAGAAUUAAUGAGGAUGAACUCCGUAGGUUUUACACAGCUGCAAAUGGCGACUUUCCGCGCUUUCUAGCUUCAAUUAAGAAGACAAUCCGUUGGAGAGAGACUUAUAGAAUUCUUUCAGCAGAGGAGCUGCAGAUCUGGUCAAGCGUGGUCUUCUGGCAUGGAUCUGAUGUGAAACAACGACCUUGCCUCAUAGUACGGCUUGGCUUCGCUUGCGUCGGCUUGCCUCCUCCAGACAGGCCUCGUGUUGCUCAAGCAGUCAUAUCUCAAGUAGAGCACGGAGUCUUGCAUUUAGUUGAUCCAGAAAACUCUGAAAUUACGGUUCUGGUGGAUUGUGAAGGUUUAUCUCCAUUUAAAAUUCCCAUGCAAAUUUUGCGAACUUGUUCUACUCUUCUUCAAGAUCACUUCCCAAACCGUCUUGGAUGUUUGUUUGUCAUACGGCUUCCUCCAGUUCUUCGAGUUUUUGCGCAGACCUUUAUACAGAUGCUAAAGCCCGUGACACGAAAAAAAUUGAAAAUUGAAGGGGAGACGUACAGGAAGGUACUGUCUGAGUACCUCCGGACACCACCGUCAUAUCUUGGUGGCAAAUGCACAUGUGAAAGAUGCUCUGAGAUCGGCAACAUACGCCAUUCUCGUCCUAGAAAUGAAAUUCCUAGAACAGAAAUGACGGAGAGCAUUUACGAGGGUGGAACUCCACUUUCACUGAAUCCAACUUAUGAGACCGUUGGCUUGAGUGGUAGCUGUGACCAGGUGGUGAGAACUGCUAUAAUAAGCAUUCUCAUGUUCUGGGUUCUCCUAGCUCUUAUUGCUGGAAUACAUGACCCUGAAAGCCGUCCUUUUUUUACUUCUACAUGAGAUGAGACCAUAAGAGCCACCGGCCUUUUCCUCUCUCUUGGCACUUUUUUCUUAAUCCCAAGAAAUCCAUAUUUUGUAUGUUAAUAGAAUUCUCAAUUAUAAAUUCACUACAUUUUUCUGUUAUUGUUAUUUUGCAAGUUGAAGCUUUAUAAUUGUCUUGAUACAUAUGUCUACAAAUAUAUGGUUGUUAAGAACAUUCGAUCUUAC